UUUUUAAAAAAAAUCCCUGGUGUACUUCUGGCAGUUUGAUCUACAUGGUUUUUUUUAAUCCGAAGAUACAUACGACUGGGUUAACUGACCCUGCGUAACUGUACAAAUAGAAAGUGGGGGGUUUAAAUUAUUUUUGUGCAUUGAUUGGGUGGAGGGAGGAUGGGAGAGUGCAGUUCUUGCUGUGUUCACAAUCCCUCUUCGGUCUUCGCCUGCAGAGGUGGCUCUGCAUCUCAUUAGGAGUUGCAAAAGGACAUUUGUAAAGCUCUCCCUGUCGAUCAGAGCUGUCAAUCACUCCGGCGGCAAAGCUUUGAUCUCUCCUAGUUCCCCCUCCUUCCAGCCUGCUUUUUUUUCCCUUUCUCUCUCUUUCCUCAGCUGCAUUACUCUCUGCCGUCUCCAACUAGUCUUCAUGGGCUUGCUUUAACUAGCUUCAGUCCCGGAAAAGCAGAAAGUAGGCGAGCGAACAGUUUGCCUUGAAAACAGACAGAGGACCUCUUUCUGAAAAGUAACAAUUUACUAUAACAGCAAAAAAAGGGACUGGCUUUUUUAAAAGAAAAAUAAUCAGUUCCCCCCUUCAAGAUUCUAGAUCUUUACCACCCCCCCCCCCCCCAUACACUGAAAAAGGAAAGGGGGAGGCAUUAUUAGAUUCCGCUCAAACUUCAGAUUCGCAGGGAUGCCGCAGCUCAACAGCGGUGGCGACCCGGAGCUCGGAGCCAACGACGAGAUGAUUUCGUUCAAGGACGAAGGGGAGCAGGAUGAUAAAAUCCUGGCGGAGAUCAGCGCCACCGAGGAGCGGGAUCUAGCCGACCUGAAGUCCUCACUGGUGAAUGAGUCGGAGACUAACGCGGGCAGCGACAGCAGCAGCAACAAUAGCGGCGGUACUAACCCGGCCGAACAGGAGGUAGGCAGACGGCCACAAGUUAGCGAGGAGCCCUUUCGGGACAAAGUGAGAACCAGCAUUGAGGAGGUAGGGAAGAGACAGGAUGCAGCGAUCUUCAAGGGUCCGGCUUACUGCCCCUACCAGCCAGGCUAUGUCAUGGUGCCUAAUAUGAACAACGACCCUUACCUGAACAACGGCUCCCUCUCACCUCCUGCCCCCAGAACGUCAAACAAGGUGCCCGUGGUGCAGCCGUGCCAUGCAGUUCACCCGCUCACGCCCCUCAUUACCUACAGCGAUGAGCACUUCGCCCCUGGAUCACACCCCACGCAAAUCCCCACAGACAUCAACUCCAAAAGAGGCAUGCACAGACACCCCCCAGGUCCUGAUAUCCCCUCCUUCUAUCCCCUGUCUCCAGGUGCAGUUGGACAGCUCACGCCCCCUCUCAACUGGUUCUCCCAUCCGAUGGCCCAUGGGAACCCAAAUCCUCCUACCACUGGCAUCCCACACCCGGCCAUUGUGAACCACCAAAUCAAGCAAGAACCCAUUCACAACGAGAUUGAACACAUGGACAUAAAGCCUCACCAGGAAACGAGGAAGGAACAAGAGGCCAAAAAACCUCACAUCAAGAAGCCACUCAACGCCUUUAUGUUGUACAUGAAGGAGAUGAGAGCAAAUGUAGUGGCAGAGUGCACAUUGAAAGAGAGUGCAGCUAUCAAUCAAAUCCUUGGCAGGAGGUGGCAUGCUUUGUCUCGUGAGGAGCAAGCGAAGUAUUAUGAACUGGCUCGCAAGGAGCGGCAACUUCACAUGCAGCUAUACCCUGGCUGGUCUGCACGAGAUAACUAUAAGGGAAAGAAGAAGAAGAGGAAACGUGAAAAGAUGCAGGAAACCACCUCAGGAAAACAAAAUACAUUCUCGACAUGCAAAGCAAAAGCAGCGACGUCGGGCCCAUUGCUGGAGAUGGAGGCAUGCUGACCACCUGGCCUCACCUUGCGCUUCUGCUGUCCCCUCUACAUCUCCGGAAUCCAUGUUUGACAUGACAUCCACUGCAGGCAGAUGUGUGGACACUGCAAUCAAACAACGAUUUCUGUUUGGAUUUGCUCUGUGGCAGAGUGGCACAUGGUGGCACCCAGCACAACCUCCCUUCCCUAGAAACUACACUGCGCUCGAUCACCAGCCAAACUCCAUUCACUUUUACCAGACAACAUACCAUUUGUAUUUACUCUCGCAUUUUGGAUUACUGCCUCCCCCAUACACAUCCAUUUUCAUUCAAAGACAUGCUUUCAUUCAUGCCAGGUUGCUUAUGGCCAGUAUAAGAAGCAAACAUCAUGGGAAAACUGUUGCGGGGGGAAAUCACAUGCAGAAAAUGACCUCCUGGGCCAUUUAUCCAAGAAAGCGUAAAUAAUUUAAUUUUAUAUCAUUUUUGUCAUAGUUGAAAUCAUUCAUUUUCCAUUUAUUACUUUCCAUUAUGUUUGGUUCUUAGUAUAUAGUUUUUAGGAAUAGUUACCUUAUUUUAAUUAAACUUAGGGAUCAGGAAAGUUUCUAAAAGUAAAACAAGACCCUUUUAUCCCUGCUGGAGAUCUUUCAGAAAAAUAAGGCCGGCAUUGUCAGAUUUGUACCAAACACUGAGCUCAGAGCUUCUGCAUGGUGUUCUCUGGAGCUGUAUCAAUGCAAGAUGGGGAAUUUCUGAGAGGAUUGGUCCCUUUGCCCGGCAGUAACUUUAGUAGAAACCUGAGGAAACUAGAAUUGAAGGGAAGCACUGUUUCUGCGGUGAUGGAGGUGUUUAUUUGGUUGUUGAAGUUAUAUGCUGAAGGUGAAUGUCAGUAGAAAACCCCAGCCUUACCCCACAAUGACAAAGCAUCAUCUUGGGGGCUGGUCUUACAUUGUCAAAUAUUGCAGACCUUGUAUAAGCUAUGCCGUCACACAUUGUCAUUUUAGGAAUCUCCUCAUUUGAAAUGUUUCUUUAAAAAUGAACUUAUAUUUAUAUAUCGCGCGCCCUUCUCUUUACCUUGUAGUUAUCACUUAGUCACGUCUUCGUGUUACUUUUCUUUGCUCUCAAUUGGGUAAUUGAUUAUAAUGGGUUCAAGCCAUUGCCUUUUUUUAAAAGGCCGUCACAGUCCAUCAAAUCUUUUAUGUACAGAAUUAGCCAGAAUCAAAAAUGUUACAACUUCUGCAUGUUUUCUUUUGUGAGAAAUAACCGUGCAGUACAUUUGCCACUGUCUUGUAAUCUCAAACCUGCAGAACAAACUAAAUAUUAUUUGAACACUACAUGUGACUAAACAGAUUGAUUGCAUCCUGUGCACAGUCAUAGUUUAAUUUGCUGCAGUCAGCAGACCCAGUGCUGUUAGACCAACAACAGGAACAACAGGUGGGAAACUUGCAGGUGGAAUAAACUCAGGAUUCGCCAACAGGAUUCACAGACUGUAUGAUGUUGUAUGUCAGUAUAAAAUGAACAA
Stegostoma tigrinum is the source of this 3330-nucleotide messenger RNA. RefSeq names its product lymphoid enhancer-binding factor 1 (gene lef1). The coding region runs from base 671 to 1849 and encodes 392 amino acids. Gene Ontology annotation, molecular function: DNA-binding transcription factor activity, RNA polymerase II-specific; RNA polymerase II cis-regulatory region sequence-specific DNA binding. Gene Ontology annotation, cellular component: beta-catenin-TCF complex. The transcript has 10 exons. Lineage: Eukaryota; Metazoa; Chordata; Chondrichthyes; Orectolobiformes; Stegostomatidae. Gene Ontology annotation, biological process: regulation of transcription by RNA polymerase II; canonical Wnt signaling pathway. The record is from RefSeq and is a predicted model, not a curated record.